Messenger RNA from Leptosia nina, 213 nucleotides. The record is from the annotation of a GenBank genome assembly. Lineage: Eukaryota; Metazoa; Arthropoda; Insecta; Lepidoptera; Pieridae.
AUGGAACGCAUAAAUUCAGCUUCAGAUUUGAGCCCGCAAGCGUUUUUGUUUGAAGGCACUGUGCUGUAUGAUGUUGCUGGUUACGUCAAACUCUUGCCAAAAUACCAACAAUGGCAGAGAGCUUCAUCAGCAAAGAAAAAGCUGUUAAGCAAUUUGAAAAGACCCUUUAUGCUUACAAUUAUGGACACUUACUUUGUUGCUGCCACUGCUUAG